Drosophila ficusphila is the source of this 12844-nucleotide messenger RNA. RefSeq names its product teneurin-a. NCBI's taxonomy places the organism in Eukaryota, Metazoa, Arthropoda, Insecta, Diptera, Drosophilidae. The record is from RefSeq and is a predicted model, not a curated record. Gene Ontology annotation, biological process: motor neuron axon guidance.
CAAGCUUCCAUCAUAAUGUCGAGCAGUCACUCCGGCACAAUUGGCCGUAAACGCGUCGGCAGCGGCAGUGCUGCCGGCAGCGAGUACUAUUAUGCUUCCGGCGGACUUGCAGGACUCACGGGAUCCGCGAGCGGCGGCGGUGAGCAAUUGAGGCGCCAGCGGUCCGCCGAGUGGCACAGUCACGGCCGACACGGUCACGGUCACGGCCUGGGAAUGGGUCACGGCAUGGGUCACGGCUACGGGAGCAGCAGCGAGGACGAGUACCAGAACACCGGACAGACGACGGCCUUCGACACCCAGCUGCUCGCCCAGCUGCUGCUGCAGAGUCAGCAAUUGGCAAGCAUGGAGCACUACAAUUCGGACUGUGAACCGGAGUAUUUGAGACAGCGCGAUCGCCAUCCGGAGGACACGCCCUUGGGCGAUGCCCCGCCCACUGUGGCGACCGCCCCCGAGGUGACCUACGCGCAGCCGCACCAGCAGCGCUCCUCGAUGGGGUCACCCUUGAAGGUCUCCACCGUUUCGGCGGGCAAGUACCAAUCGAACGCCAAUCUGGGACUGUUUCCCAACAGCAGCAGCAGCGGAGGAAGCAGCGUCCAGAACGGCGGAACUGCAAACACGCCGCGCAGCACAAAUCCCUUCCUGAGCUCCAAGUUUUCCGGGGAGGAGAAUGGCCUGGAAAAUAUCCUCAAAACAUCUGCUUCGUCCUCAACGGCCGCUUCGAGCAAUCGCAGUCAUCGCAAUCGGAAUACUCUAAAUCGAUUGAGUGGAAUGACCAGUUCGAGCAGCGAUUCCCAGACCCACCAGCAACUCCAAAUUGCCCAACAGCAGCAGCAACAGCAACAACAGCAACAGAUUGCCGCGGUGAAGCAACAAUUGCUGCAACCGGAGGACAGUGGCGAUGACGAUCAGUUCGUCCUGGGAUCCUUGGAUGUGGGCAACUGCAGCAGUGGUGGGGAGUCCGAGGAGCCGCCGCCGGAACCCGCGCCUCCAGAAAUCCCACCGCGCACCCAGUCGCUCCUCAUGUCCCUUCGAAAGCACUCCGACUACAAGCUGAAGUACGAGGAGAAGGGCGACCAGAAGCACGAGGAGUUCAUCCCCACCAGCCAGCUGCAGAAGGAUUAUAUUAUCAGCGAUAACCUCCGAUCAGAUCAGCAGCUUAAACCGCUUUCACCAGGCGACUCAAAUGGACUGGGCGGCCAUCCACAGCAGAUGCCGCAGAGUAUGUCAACUGGCAGCAACACAAUCGGCCACGGAGGCAUCGAUCGCGGCGGCGUUGGCCUGCCGAUGGGCGCCGGCACGAUGCCCGGCGGCGUGGGCGGUGGCCAGGUAGGCGUGGCCGGCGGACAGCAGGUGGGCGUCGGACCGCCCGGGAGCGGCAACGGUGGCAAUUGCCAGAUAAGCGGCUCACAGCCGCUGGUCAUGCCUGGAUUCCCGUUGCGUAAUUCCCACUCAGCGCAUGCACCGCAUUAUUCGCCAUAUUCGCCAUCCAGGUUUCACAUAGAUAAACGCUGUCAGCACCGAUGUUCCUGGAAAUGCUUGAGCAUCGCCUUAAUAUUCGUAACCGUCGUCCUAACCGCCAUGUUGGCAUACUUUGCAGCAGUCAGCUCGAUGAAGCCGAACAUGGACAGCACCAACUGCAUCCUAGUCCAGGACGUGAAGUCGCAGCCGCACGACCUGCGCGGCGGCCUGGCCAAGGCGAACGAGAAGGGCGUGGCCACGGCCUUCCCCACGGAGGAGUCCAUCCAGACGAGCACCUCGGACCACGGCCAGAACGGCGUUCACGGGCUGAUGAACGGGGCGGCGGGCGGAAUGGCCGGCGGCAGCAACGCGGGCAUCCAGCAGCAGCUCCUGCUGCAGCAGCAGCAGCCGCACUCGAUCAACCAGCCACUCACUCCGCUGGAUGCCACCAAUACGCAGCUGCAGGAUCACCACCAGCUGACCUACGGGGGUGCGAUGUCGAAUGGGGGACUGAAUGGCGGUCUGAACGGUGGACUGGGUGGCCAACUGAUGCAGCAGCCGGGUGGCAAUCUGAAUGGCCACCACCACCAGGCGCUGCAACCGCAAUUGGGCGGCGUGGUGGAGCUGAAGGAGUUCAACGAGGCCUACCACGCCACCAUUCCCGCCUACCAGUUCUGGACAUUGGAAUUCCGCAACAAGCAUCCCGCAUUCAUUCGCUUCAACUUCACGCUGCCCUGGGGCGCCCACUUUGCCGUCUAUUCGCGUCGCAAUGUGGCGCCUUCGGUGACGCAGCACGACUUCGUCGAGUUCAUCAAGGGCGGACGUCUGGACAGCCAUUUGCGGCAUCGUCGCAGCUCGAAUGCCUCGUCUUCGGCUUCGGCUUCGGGUCAGGAUGUGGAGCUGUAUCGGCAGGAGGAGAGGGAGCAGCAGAGCGGUGAAUCGGGAUCGCAGGAUCAGGACUCCGAGCAGGACGAGAGCCGCGGCUUCGACUCCAGCGAAUCGUACGAUGUGGAAACCCCCUUGGACACCGCCAAGCAGCAUCUGCAGAGGAUCGGCAAGCCGCAGAGCCACUGGCUCAACAAGCGGUCUGCUGGCGAUGGACUCCCUGCUCUCGACGUGGACGCCAUGACCGUGAAUGUUUCGCUGCUCCAAUAUCUGGACACUGGCCUGUGGUUCAUCUCGGUCUACAACGAUGAGUUGGUUGCCCACUCCGUUUCCCUUCUUGCGGAAGAAGCUGAGGGUGUCAGCACCACCUGUCCGAACGACUGUUCCGGCAGGGGAAGCUGCUACCUCGGCAAGUGCGACUGCAUCGACGGCUACCAGGGCGUGGACUGCUCCAAGAGCGUCUGUCCGGUCCUCUGCUCCGCCCAUGGACACUACGGCGGAGGGGUGUGCCACUGCGAGGAGGGAUGGAAGGGGGCGGAGUGCGACAUUCCGGUGGGCGAGUGCGAGGUGCCCAACUGCUCCAGCCACGGACGCUGCAUCGAGGGCGAGUGCCACUGCGAGCGCGGCUGGAAAGGACCCUACUGCGAUCAACACGACUGCCUGGAUCCCCUUUGUUCCGGACACGGAACCUGUGUCGCCGGACAAUGUUAUUGCAAGGCCGGUUGGCAAGGCGAGGAUUGUGGCACGAUCGACCAGCAGGUGUACCAAUGCCUGCCCGGAUGCUCCGAGCACGGAACCUACGACCUUGAGACAGGACAAUGUGUUUGCGAACGCCACUGGACGGGUCCCGAUUGCUCCCAAGCUGUCUGCAGUUUGGAUUGCGGCCGGAACGGAGUGUGUGAGUCCGGAAAAUGCCGCUGCAAUUCCGGAUGGACUGGCAAUCUGUGUGACCAACUGCCCUGCGAUUCCCGCUGCUCGGAACACGGACAAUGCAAAAAUGGCACCUGUGUUUGCUCCCAAGGAUGGAAUGGUCGUCACUGCACGCUGCCUGGCUGUGAAAAUGGAUGCUCUCGACAUGGACAAUGCACCCUGGAAAAUGGAGAGUAUCGCUGCGAUUGCAUUGAAGGUUGGGCUGGAAGUGACUGUUCCAUUGCACUCGAACUGAACUGCAAGGAUAAUAUCGACAAUGAUGGCGAUGGCAUGACCGAUUGUUCAGACAGCGAGUGCUGCUCGCAUCCCGCCUGCUCGGAGCACAUAAUGUGCCUCUCGUCGAACGAUCCUGUGGAGGUCCUGCUGCGGAAGCAACCGCCCUCGGUGACGGCCUCCUUCUACCAGAGGGUCAAGUUCCUGAUCGAGGAGAACUCGGUGCAGUCGUACGCCCACAUGGACGAGUACAGCGAGAAUCGCGUUUCCGUGAUGCGAGGACAAGUGAUCACACCCCAAGGACUGGGCAUCGUCGGCAUCCGGGUUUCCGUGGAUCGCGAUUCCCGAUUCGGAUUCACACUGACUCGUCAAGGAGGAUGGUUCGAUGUGCUGGUGAAUGGCGGCGGGGCGGUGACCUUGCAGUUCCAGCGCUCCCCCUUCCGACCUUUGACCCGUACCGUCUUCGUCCCCUGGAACAGGAUCGUUGUCCUCCCUCCCGUGCAGAUGCAGCUCAGCGACGACGACGAGACCACCAGCCGGAAUAUCAAGGUGGCUCCGCUGAACCCGGCUUUGACCUUCCUGAACUCGAUCCACUACCACACGGCCGACGAGGCCAACGAUGCGAGCAAGGUGUGCAUGGACCACGAUCACGAGAAGCUGCGACCUCAGCUGAUCAGCACCUGGAUGCCCAACGGAGUGGGAGCGAUGCCCGGCAAGAGGGUCAUCUUCGCCGAAACCCAGAUUGUCCAGGAGUCCAUCCAGAUCCCCGGAUCGGACCUCCAUUUGACCUACCAAUCCUCGCAGGCGAGUGGCUACCUGAGCAUCGUGCGCAUGCGUCUCACCGCUGAAACGAUUCCGCCCACUUUGACCCACGUUCAUGUGGGCGUGGAGAUCGAGGGCGCCCUCCAUGUGAAGACCUACGAGGCGGAUCCCAGUUUGGUGCACACCUUCGCCUGGAACAAGAGGAACGUGUAUCGCCAGAAGGUUUACGGGGUGACUGUGGCCAGAAUUUCGGUGGGCUAUCAGCACAGCACCUGCCAGUCGCCCGUUUGGAUCGCACAGACCGCCAAGCUGCAGGGCUACGAUGUGGAUAUAUCCGACAUCGGUGGCUGGGGACUGGACAUCCACCACCACUACAACUUCCACGAGGGAAUCCUGCAGAAGGGCGACGGCAGCACGCUGCACAUGAAGGAGUAUCCACGCACAGUUAAGGUGGUGAUGGGAACUGGUCUCCAGAGACCGCUCACCUGUCCGGACUACUGCAAUGGUGUCGCCAAGGAUGCCAAGCUGCUCACUCCCAUCGCUCUGGCCACCGGACCCGAUGGCAGUCUCUACGUUGGCGACUUCAAUCUGGUGCGUCGCAUCACGCCCGACGGCAAGGUGUUCACCAUUCUCCAGCUGAGUGCCACGCAGGUUUCCUACCAAUAUUACCUCGCUGUCUCGCCGGCCGACGGACACCUGUACAUCUCCGAUCCGGAGAGGCAUCAGAUCCUGAGGCUCCUGCGACUGGAGAAGGUCAAGGAUCCGAGCAUCAACAGCGAUCCCGUGGUGGGCAGUGGUCAGCGAUGCAUUCCCGGCGACGAGGGCAACUGUGGCGAUGGAGGACCCGCCCUGUUGGCCCGACUUUCGCAUCCCAAGGGACUGGCAAUCGCCGCAGAUCGCACCAUGUACAUUGCAGAUGGCACCAACAUCCGGGCCGUGGAUCCCAAGGGAGUGAUCCACACUCUGAUCGGUCACCAUGGACACCACAACCACUGGAGUCCGGCACCCUGCAGCGGCACUUUGAUGGCCAACCAGGCGCAGUUGCAAUGGCCCACCGGCUUGGCUUUGAGUCCCCUCGAUGGCUCACUGCAUUUCAUUGACGAUCGCCUGGUGCUGCGACUCACCUCGGACAUGAAGAUCCGAGUGGUGGCCGGCACUCCGUUGCACUGCAGCAACGGAGGACAGGAUGGCAGGGUCAACAAGACGGGAACGGACAAUGUUCUGGGCACGGUUUUGGCCAUGGCCUUCUCGCCAUUUGGAAAUCUCUACAUUGCGGACAGCGAUUCGAGAAGGGUGAACUCCAUUCGAGUGGUGGACACGGCAGGAAAUAUGCGAUACUUUGCUGGAAAACAGGAAGGCACGGGAUCCCAGACGUGCGACUGUGCGAUUGGGGGCGGUGGCAACGGCAGUGCCGCCUCCGCGGGAGCGGGCGGGGCCAGUGGUGGCGCCUACUCGACGACCGUUAACCCCACGCGGACCCAUGGCGGCACCACGCCCACCACCCCGUCGGGCGGAAACGGAAGCGGAAAUGGCAACGGCAACGGCUCGUCGGCGACCUCGAACGGUGGUUCCAAUGGCGGAGGUGGUGCAAGUGGCGGUGGCAGCGGCGGUGGGGCGAACGGCGGCGGCGGCGGUGGUGCCUGCAUCUGCGCCGGCGGCAUCUCACUCUCGGCCGGAUCCGGAUCGAAUUCCGGCUCCGGAACCGGCGGCGGCACCCUGGCCAGCAUCGUCGGCAACGGCGGCCUGAUGACCACCGGACCCACCACCACCACCACCGUCCUGCUGGGCGCCAAGACCACCGCCUCGGGCAUCGGCGGUGGGGCGGCCACCUUGAACGACGACGGCACGCUCAGCAACGCCGAGACGCUCCUCUCCUCGAACGCCCGCUUCCAGGCCAUCUCCGCCAUCGCGGUGGCCCAGGACGGAGUCAUCAACGUCGCCGAUCAAGGAUCUCUGCAUGUCUUGGCUCUGGAGCACUAUUUACCAUCGCACGACGAGAACGGCGAGUUCCACAUCCCCUUCCCGCCGUCGAGCGAGAUAUACGUGUUCAACCGGUACGGACAGCACGUGGCCACCAAGGACCUGACCUCCGGCAAGACUCGCUACAGCUUCCUCUACUCGAAGAACACCAGCUUCGGAAGACUCUCCACGGUUACGGAUGCCUCGGGCAACAAGAUCCAGUUCCUUCGCGACUACAGCAACGUCGUGAGCUCGAUUGAGAACACGCAGGACCACAAGUCGGAGAUCCAGAUCAACGGAAUCGGAAUCAUGACCAAGCUGAGCGAGAAGGGUCGCCAGGAGAUCGAAUUGGAUUACGACAGCAACACGGGACUUCUGAACUCGCGGUCCUCGGGAGGAGAGACCUACAUCUACCAGUACGAUGAGUUUGGUCGCGUGACCGGCAUGAUCCUCCCAAGCGGCGAGAUCGUGAGGAUCACCUCGCAGUUGGCAGACAGCCAGGGACUAACCGUUUAUGUCCACGCCUCCGUGGAAUCCCUGUUCUCGAGGGAACGCAUUGCUGGAGAGGCGAAUGAACUGCUGGUUUUGGGAGGAGUGCGAUCCACUUUCCUGAAGCGCGGACAAGCUCACGCGGACGCGGAACUCAAGGCGAACAAUACUCUGGUGAUCCACGGGGAUAACGGCGUGGUGGUGGAGGCAUCCGCAGUGGCCAGGCAUCCUCUCCUGGAAGCAGCCCUCCCAGUCGAAGCGGAAAUGCUGGCCAUGUGGUCGCACCAGAGUGUCACGAUGGGCGAGGGACUCACCAAUUCGAUGUACUCCGUCUACAGUUUGGUGGGCGAUGUGCGGAAUCCCCAGCAGACGCUCAAUCGCGAGAUCUGGGUGAACCAGUCGCGGGUGAUUGGCGUGGAGUUCGAUCAGUUCACCAACCGCGAAACCUUCUACGAUGCAAGGCGAACUCCCAUCUUGAUUGUGGCCUACGACCAGUCGGGUCUGCCCAAGUCGUACUACCCCACCAAUGGAUAUCCGGUGAACAUCACCUACGAUCGAUUCAACAGAGUCGAGGGAUGGGCUUGGGGUCCCGCUGAACUCAAGUACAGCUACGAUCGACAUGGAUUGCUCUCAGAGAUCACCUCGCAGCAGGACGGCAUUGUUUCCUUUGUUUACAAUGAUUGGAAUUUGGUAUCCGAGAUUGGUUUGGCCAGCCAGCGAAAGUUCGUGCUGCAGUACGACGAUGCUGGGGGUUUGAGGCAUGUUGUCUUGCCCUCGGGAACCCGCCACAGCUUCAGCAUGCAGACCUCCAUUGGCUUCAUCAGGUGUACCUACACUCCGCCGGGAAGCACAAGAGCCUACCUGCAGCACUACAGUCACGCGGGAGCCCUCCUGCAAACGAUUCUCCCUGGAGAUGGAGCUCGAAUCGUUUAUCGGUACAAUGCCGCUGGUCAGCUAACUGAAGUGGUGCAUGGCGAUGGAAGGAGCGAGUUCCAGUACAACGAGGCCACCGGCAUGCCGAGCACUGUUUCGCACACCGAAAGGGAACUCGAGUACCGAUGGGACUUUGAAUACGCCGCUGGCUUGCUGGCCGAGGAGAGGAUCGACUACGUGGCCAAGACGGGAUUGAGCAACGCCAAGUUCAGCUACGAAUACGACUCCCAACUGAGGGUGGUGGCUCUGCAGGGAAGGAUUGGCGGACAGAGUCUGCCCUCGCAGGCCUUCGCCUACGAUCCGCGAACGGGCAAGCCGAGUUUGAUUGGCCAGUUCCGCUUCUCGCAGCCCGCCCAGAAUCAAACGCAACUGCAUGAUGGAACCGCCAGCUUCACGAGAACCGUGGAUGGUCGCUUCCAGACGCAGCGAAUGGCGCUGGCCAUCCACCGACUGGAGGUGUUCCGCAUGGAGUUCUCCUACGGAGUGCACGGCAGGAUCUCCCAGACGCGCACCUACACGCGGAACAUGGCGGUGAACAGCUACACGAAUGUGAAGAACUACACGUGGGACUGCGACGGGCAGCUGGUGGGCGUGGAGGCCCAGGAGCCAUGGGGCUUCCGCUACGACGACAAUGGGAAUCUGCUAUCGCUCACGUACAGGGGCAACACCAUUCCCAUGGAGUACAAUGCGCAGGACAGGAUCGUGAAGUUCGGCGAGGGGCAGUACAAGUACGACGCUCGGGGCCUGGUGGCCCAGAAUGCGAGGGAGGAGCGCUUCCACUACAACACGCAGGGUCUUCUGGUGAGGGCAUCGAAGAGGGGUCGCUUCGAUGUGAGGUAUUACUACGAUCACCUCAAGAGGCUGACCACCAGGAAGGACAACUUCGGCAAUGUGACCCAGUUCUUCUACACGAAUCAGCAGAGGCCCUAUGAAGUCAGCCAGAUCUACUCGCCUCGAGAUGGCAAACUGAUGUCGCUCACCUACGAUGAUGUGGGUCAUUUGAUCUACGCGCAGGUUUAUCGGCACAAGUACUACGUGGCCACGGAUCAGAGUGGCACUCCCCUGAUGCUCUUCAACCAAUACGGGGAGGGCAUCCGCGAGAUUAUGCGUUCUCCGUUCGGUCAUAUUGUGUACGACUCCAACCCUUAUCUGUAUCUCCCCAUUGACUUUUGCGGCGGCAUCCUGGAUCAGGUCACCACUCUGGUGCACAUGGGCGAUGGAAGGGUCUACGACCCGCUGAUUGGCCAGUGGAUGUCGCCGGACUGGCAGCGCGUCGCCGAGCGGAUUAUCACGCCCACGAGACUCCAUUUGUACCGCUUCAAUGGCAACGAUCCCAUCAACGUGGGUCACGAGCGCCACUAUCCGGAGGACUUUGCCGCCUGGAUGAAGACCCUCGGCUACAAUGUGGGCAACCUGGUGCCGCAGCUCUCGCGGGAUCUCUGGCAACCGCCGGCGCUGUGGGGCAGGCCGCCCUCCAAUCCGGUGGCUCUGAACCUGCGACGACCCUUCGACAACAUUCCCACCAUGGCGGUGGAGAGUGGCUUCCUCGCCCAUCUCAAUGUGCGCAGGAUGUCGGACUUCGAGCAACUAUCUGCGCCUCCACGAUCCGCACUCAAGUGCGAUGUGAUGGAUCCCUCGCCGAAGACCAUUGGCUCGGAUACGGAACCGCCAUUUGGCAAGGGCAUCGUGGUGUCCCGCACCGCCGACGGCCAGGCAAUCGUGUCCAGUGUUCCCGCUGCCAAUGCCAUCUACCGCGAUGUCUACACGAGCGUGUUCAACCGCUCCAAGCUGCUGCCCUUCACGUUCGUGGUGCACAACGCCCAGCAGGAUUCGUUCUUCUUCGUCAAGGAGGACGCCUGGCGGGCUACCGAGGAUCGCCAGCAGCUGAAGCGACUGCAGGGUCAGGUGAACACCACCUUCCACGAGAUCACAAGGGAAGCUGCAGUGGGUGGUUCGGCGGGCUCGAGUUCCGCCUCCUCCUCCUCCUCCUCGAGCGGCUCCUCGUCUGCGUCGGCGAACACGGGCAACUACCUGGACGUGAAGAUCCACGGAGCGCACGCGAUCAUCAACCUGCGGUACGGCACCACCGUGGCCAAGGAGCAGCAGCGGCUGAUGCACCACGCCAAGCUGACGGCGGUGCGGAAGGCGUGGCACCGCGAAAAGGAGGCACUCCGCAGCGGGCUGACCACCGCGCUCGAGUGGAGCCAGCAGGAGACGGAGGAGAUCCUCAAGCAGAGCUACGCCAACAACUACGAGGGUGAGUACAUCCACGACGUGAGCCUCUAUCCCGAGCUGGCGGAGGACCCGUACAACAUUAAGUUCGUGAAGAAGAAGGGCGCCACCGGCGGUGCGGCGGGGGUUCCCAACUCCCGGCGACGUCGGCGCCGCUCCACCGAUCCCCUGGAGAUCGCAAUCGACAGCGAGAGGGAGCAGGACGAGGUCGAAUGUUAGCUCAACACCACCACCACGAGGGACCCAAAGGAACCGGAGCAGGAGGAACCGCUGGAGGAGCGCAAGGAGUGCCGCUAAACCGAAGAACAGGAGACAUAAUUAUUUAUAUUUAUACAUAUAUAUAUACAGAUAUAUAUAUAUAUAUAGUAUACGUAAAUCUAUGUUAUCGAACCAGUUUUUUGAUGUCAAGGAACAUUAUAUAUAUAUAUAUAUACACGUAUACAUAACAUAUUUUUUUUUAUUGUUAGCCACUAGUGAAAAGUAAUGAAAAGUAAUCGAAGUUAAGCGAGCGACAUGCCAACAUAAUCCCAUGUAGCUGCAUGUGCGUUUAAAUGUGUGUGUGUGUGACGUCAGCUACAGAUACAGAUACAGCCACGGAUAUAGACGCAGUUAUAGAUAUACAGAUAUAUAUAUAUAUAUAGAGGGAGAGAGAGGAGGAGAGGAUAGUGUAGUAGUCAUACGAGCGUAAAGCGAACCAUACAUACAAGACAUGUGUACAUGCAUACUCACCACAAUAAGGGGCAAGGAUAUUUAGCUGGGGCGGGGUAAUUCACACUUUUCGAGGGGGCGGAGCAGGGGAGGGGUGUAUCUUUUUUUCGUGGUACUCGAGCUUUUUGAGACUGGCAUAGUUUUAAACAAAACAAACGAGAAACGGCGACUGACCGACGGACAAGAAGAGCUGAUCCCGCGGAUCAAACUUUCCACUGAUUUCCCAGCCAUCCAAUGUACAUAAGCGGGAAGGAGGAGAGUGGUGGGUGGUGGUGGUGGCGGAGUAGUAGGAAAAGCGAAAAAGGAAAUGGAUAUCGAGGGACAGCCCAGACCAAAACACACACACACACACACACACACACACACCGACGGACUAACUACACUUGGCAACCAGAUUUCGGGUUGUGGGAGAUUUUUGCUUAGCGAAAGCUUUCUCUCAUUUGCUUUGCACAGUGUCAGCUUGGAAAAUUCAAAGAAAAACAAAAUGAACAAACGUAAUUAUAGAGAUCGAACAACAAAAUUUAGCUGCUAGGCGAAAUGUUUUUUUUUUAAUACAAUAUAAAUGGAUAUACAUUAAAUAUAGGAGAACACACACACACACACAUAUUUAUAGAGAGAAACCUAUAGCUGUAAUGUCCUGAUAGAUAAGUUUAAGUUUUGUCCUACUUAAUUAAUUAAUUUAUUCAUUAUUAUUGUUCAUAUGGCCGAGGCAAGGGCAACACAUCCACAAUCCAAAAAAAGAGAAGAAAACGAGGAAACAAAAAAAUUAACAUUCGUAUUAAAUCGAACUAAUUUUAAUGAUAAAUAUUAAUGCUAUUAUCGUGUGGAAUGUGAAAUGUUUUGUUAUUAUUUGUAAGUCUGCUUUUCUCGAACUCAGCUCAAUGCGGCCCAAAUAAACUCACAACCAUAAAACGAAUCGAACUAAAUAAAGCUUAAAACAGUAUUAAAAAAAAAAAAAAACAAACAAACACAAACACUAAAUAGAUAUAUAUGAUUUCAGCUUGGAACCUUGAUCGAGAUCGUUGAGCUUUCCGUCCAAUUUGAUUGAGAUUGAGAGGGAUCCAGAAUAAUAAUUAGAUGCCAAUUAAAGUAGAAUUCGAUCGGACUAUUUUUGCCCAUUUUGCUUCGCUUGAGAGUCCCCAACUUUUUGCAGCUCGAAUUUCACUUGUUUUCCAUGAAUUGGUGCUUAUCGAAUUUAUUGCCACAACUAUAUGUGUAGCUAUAGUUGAAUAAUCGCGUGUGUUGAACGUUUCCUUGCCUCCUAGAACAUAAGCGAAGAAUUGCUAAUAAAACCCGUAGAAAAGGAAAACAAAAGAUUGCUGAAUUAGUUGCGAACGAGCAAGAAAACGAAAUUUUAUAAAAAUUACCAACUCGAACCAUGACCACAAACGAGGCCAAAACGAUCGAUCAGUUGGGCUAGAAGCGACCAGGAGGAGCCAGCCAAGUAGAACGCAGCUUAGAGCAGAAUGAGUGUCCGUGUGAGUGUCCGUAUAAGGGAGCAGGUGAUGUCCGCCCAAGAGGGACUGUGAUCCAUACGGACAACGGUCCGCUCAAGGGAGCGAGUGUCCGUUUGGGGAAGCAAGUGUACGGACACCUGUCCGGUCAAAAGAGAAAGUAGUGUCCGUACAAGAGAGCGAGUGUCCGCGUGCGUGCGAUAGCGUUAUAUCAAAAUAUAAGAAAGGGAGGUCGGAGUCUCCCGAUAAUUGCCGGAGUAUCUGUGUAUAUAUAUUAAGGCUAAUCAAGGUAAACUAGUGUUAUAUCGUAUAUGGCACCGUGCAUCGUAAUCUCUAGUUAUAUAUAUAUAUACAUAUAAAUACAAAUAUAGAGGCCCACACGCAAGAGUGUGCGCAAUUUUUUUUGCUUUUUUUUUCUCCAUCGUUGUCGCGCCUAACUAGAUGUAAAAUAAACGAGACAAACUAUCGGAUAAACGGCAUAUAUAUGUAAUAUGUAUAGGAGUCUAUGUGUUAGAUGUACGUGUGCGGGGUACCACUGUACUUUCCGCUCGAACUUCUCCCAUCUGGUUUUCGAUUCGUUUCCAUUUCCGUUUCGUUGAUUGGCAAACCAAAACAAUUCGAAAAAGAGCAGGAGUCAGUUACCUAUUAGAAUUUGGCAAGCAUAAAAAGCAAACAAGCAACAAAAUGAAAAAUAAAAAAAAAACGAUAUGAAAUUGCUUCAAAAGCAAACAAAAAAAGAUAAACAAAUGGCACACUAAAAUUAAUAUUAUGGAUUAGAGAGAACUAUGAAAUGGCUUGAGAACGGCGAAACCGAAAUAAAA